Messenger RNA from Saccostrea cuccullata (small rock oyster), 984 nucleotides. Its product is annotated as centromere protein O-like. NCBI's taxonomy places the organism in Eukaryota, Metazoa, Mollusca, Bivalvia, Ostreida, Ostreidae. The coding region runs from base 57 to 848 and encodes 263 amino acids. The transcript has 6 exons. Gene Ontology annotation, cellular component: Mis6-Sim4 complex; kinetochore. The record is from RefSeq and is a predicted model, not a curated record.
CAUGGAACGACCUGUCCUGAUCCCGAAAUUAGCGCGAAAAUUGGAAUGUGUGGAAAAUGACAGAUUGUUUUUCUUUUCUCGAGAAGCUAGAGCGAGAAAAUGGCGAAGGAAAGGAAAGCGAUCUUUUACAGAAAUGGAUACAUCUAAAGUCAACCAGAGAAAAGUUACUCGCAAAGCUAGAUCAUUGGAAUAGAACUGAGAGUCAAAUAGAAGAAGAAAUAGAAAGAGAGCUUUUACAACAGCAAUCAGAAGCUCAGAAUGAGAAGGUCAUCGAGAGACAUCAGUAUUUACAAGAUUUACUCAGUUUAUACAGGGUCACAGGUACACAUGUGUGUCACGAGGACAAGAGCCAGUUUACAGUUUGUUUGGAUGCCUCCUAUUAUGAUACUGUUGUAGAAUCCUACCUUAUAGAGUUAAAGGAGAACAAUACUGGAAAUGUGAUACAGCGGCAUUCAUUGCCUGAGUUCAUUCCCACACUUCAGCUGGAGAAAGAACACCUGACAAAAGGAGAUAUUGCAUCAUUUCUGUCCAUCAUUAAAAACUAUGUGCAAGCUUUCAUUUUCAAAAGAGAGGAACAAAGAAGAGUCAAGGAAAUGAUUGAAAGCAGUGGUUUUUCUUGUGACAUACAGAACACAUCAAGUUAUGAUUAUGUUGAGAUCAAGUUGGAGGACCCCAAGCAACUCUAUAGAAUAAAGCUGGUCUUUAGAUUAUUAAAUGUUCUACCAGACAAAGUACAGAUAGAGGAAGAUUCAGAGACACAGAGAAGCAUCAAAGAAUGGAAGAAUCUACUCUUAUCCAAGCCACUCGCUGAAUCUAUUUCUGAAAUCAUGAAAGACAUUUUAAAUUAACUUUACAUAUAUAUGUAUACAUGUACAUCAAUUAUGACAUAAACUUUCCUUGUACAUAGUACAUGUACAUACUCUCUUAAUGUGCUGAUACAUUCUUACUAAUUUUUUCCUUAAAUAAAGCUUAUAAGUAUCUUUU